This is a messenger RNA of Bolinopsis microptera, 473 nucleotides long. RefSeq names its product phospholipid-transporting ATPase ABCA3-like. Lineage: Eukaryota; Metazoa; Ctenophora; Tentaculata; Lobata; Bolinopsidae. Gene Ontology annotation, cellular component: membrane. Gene Ontology annotation, molecular function: ABC-type transporter activity. The coding region runs from base 42 to 473 and encodes 143 amino acids. The record is from RefSeq and is a predicted model, not a curated record. Gene Ontology annotation, biological process: transmembrane transport. The transcript has 6 exons.
AUACCUUCUUCGUCUUCUUUGUAACGUCACUACAACGGAACAUGAAAUCAGCUCCGGCAGUAAUGAUGUUCCUAACUUUUCUACAGUACCUUCCUUAUAUUGUCCUCGAGAUCCCUCAUCUCUCCAGGAGUGUAAAGAUGAUUGUGUCUUUACUUCCGCUUUCGGGUUCUUCCAUCGGAUUGGUAACAAUCGCCGAGUGGGAAAAGAUUGGGCUCGGAGCAAAGUGGAACAACUUAGGGGACAGUCUGAGCGUUCUUACAGCAUUUUCAAUAUCUGACGUGAUGCUUAUGCUCUUAGUCGACAUUUUCAUCUACGGAUUCCUUACUUGGUACAUUGAAAACGUGUUUCCUGGAGAAUUCGGAGUUCCAAACAAACCGUUCUUCUUUUUAACAAAAAAUUACUGGUUCGGAAAUAAACAAACAUCAAAUGACGCGGAUCGUCAAACUGAGGACAUACCACUUCUCCCAACCUAG